UCAAUCACACACACACAGCUAACGGGAAGUUAUGGCUGAGAUAAAACGCGAUGCUGAACAAAUGCCUUGUUUAAGUGUUCAAUUAGUUCGGUUUACUUUGUUCUCGCUAAAUGUUUUGAAUUGUUAGCUUCCGGCUUGGGGGUAGUUUAGCUCCUGAAACACCUUGUCAGUUCUCUCCCUGAGCUUCUUUCGGUAUCCCACAAUGCUCAGCGUGCGACCUUCAGCAUGUGUGACUGAGCAGGAUCCUGCCCUAUAGCAGCAGUGCCUAAGGCCUCAACCCCCUGCACUGACAGGUAGGAGUCAUAUCUGUCGGUUCCUACUGUUUUCCGCAUUUCUGCCAAACACACAAUCUGUCCUGAGUGGCCAUGGCGUCCAGACCUGGUGACAUUCCAGCCAUAGAGGCAGGCUCUGGGGUGAGCGAGGGUCUCCUGGGAGGCAUGUCUAUCCCCACGGGGAUGUCUCGUCGCGCUGUGAACUACGACGACAACCUGGACCGACCCAUGUCUCCACCCACCGACAUCAACAUCACCAAUCUGUGGAGGAGGCCCGUCAUUCCUGAGAGGAAGUUCUCCCGUCUGGCUGAGGAGGAUGAAUCUGAAAGCAGCAUAAAGAACACCGCUGCACUGGAGCCAAGCCAGCCUCCGGCUCCUGUGGUGAAAGCCAAAGCUUCUUCGGUGCUCAUGAAUUCGCUCAUCAUCAAGCAGACCCAGGAAAGCAUGCAGAGUUUUGAGAAGACAGCCGGGCUUACCGACACGGGCUACACACCUCACAAAGGCCUGACUGCUGAAGAGAGCCACUACUACCGCAUGACUCAGUCAAUGCAGAAAUUGCACAUGCAUAAUUCCGACUUUAAAGAGGAGAAGCAGUCAUCCUCAGCUCAGUCGACACCAUCAGGAACUCCUCAGUCGUCCCCCAAACAGAAGCGUCGAAGCUGGUUCAGCAGCCAGGGCUCAGUGGCCUCCCUCACAGGCUCAGAGCUCAGUUCCAGCUCUAGCUCCAGCAUGGAUUUCGGAUCCAGCGAGGGACCUGUGGAGCGCUGGAGCAUUUUCGGUCCCCGGCCUCAGGUCCACAAGUCCAUCACCGACCCAGGGACAGACCACGGGACAGCAGGAGGCUUUGCGUUGCAGUCCUAUAAAGGCGCUCAGAAGCCGACUCCCAUGGAGGUGAUGAAGGCUCAGGCCGUUCGGCUGGCCGAGGACCCCUCCACCUUCAAAGCUCCGCCCAAGAUGGAGAUUCCCAGCGUAGAUGGCAAGAAGCAGGUGACACGGCCCCACAAGCUCAAACCGCGCGACAUGAACGUCCUGACGCCGUCGGGUUUCUGAGAGCCCGUCAUUCACACACAGCAGCACCCGCUCGUGACAUGUACUUUGACUACCCUGCUUCGCUUGUUUCCUUUUUUAGUCCCCCCCCCCCCCUCCUGCUCCAUGCUGCUUCAUAAUGACAGCUUUCCUCUUGUGUCUCGUGUAAAUGUUAAGUCUCGGAUGAAGACCGUGUAACGAGGUGCCGCCGUUUCUUUGUUGUUGUUGGUUUUGUUUUCCUUCCGUUUGCCUAACUGAGAUUACGCCCUUUUAUGUGCGUACUACUAGUAUUUUGUGGGUUAUUUUACGGUUCUGAGUGUUUCUUCAUUUCCCAAAGAGAAAUAUCUCAGACUUACCUCCUCUUAGAUCCACUCUGUACUAGCUUCAUGUUCUGGGACUAAUCAUUGACUGUGCAUGAUCCAUACUGAUGAACAUUCUACCUUCUAUCUCGCUGUAACGACCGCUCCGUGGUUGUAAAAAUGUCUUCAGGAUAAACAAAGUAUCUUUAGCCGAGUUUUUUUCCGUCACAGUGUCACAAACGAAGGCACGACUUUUCUCUGGCAGAGUAUUCGAUGUUGUUGUUAAUGUCGAUGUAGCAGCUCUAUAUUAGAGAAGUGUUUUAAUUUUUUUUUCUUUAAAAGUUCUGUUACAGCUCAAGACGUUGAAUCUGUAAAUAAAUCUCGAACACAAUUUUGGUCUCAA
Messenger RNA from Tachysurus vachellii, 2000 nucleotides. Its product is annotated as KIAA1191 ortholog. The coding region runs from base 366 to 1322 and encodes 318 amino acids. The record is from RefSeq and is a predicted model, not a curated record. The transcript has 9 exons. NCBI's taxonomy places the organism in Eukaryota, Metazoa, Chordata, Actinopteri, Siluriformes, Bagridae. Gene Ontology annotation, cellular component: cytoplasm.